Molecule: messenger RNA, 2529 nt
Organism: Ornithodoros turicata
Lineage: Eukaryota; Metazoa; Arthropoda; Arachnida; Ixodida; Argasidae
Gene: Akt
Product: RAC serine/threonine-protein kinase-like
Exons: 9
Coding region: 378-1892 (504 amino acids)
Biological process (GO): protein phosphorylation
Cellular component (GO): cytoplasm; nucleus
Molecular function (GO): protein serine/threonine kinase activity; ATP binding
Source: RefSeq, a predicted model, not a curated record
AUAGAUGUGUAUUUGUGUCGAUUGUGUGCAUCUUGGUAGAUAUUUAACGGAAUGUGUUUCCUGCAGCAAGCAACCACGGCCAUUAUUUCCUUCUUUCUUAACCUCCUCUUCCUUCCGCUAACGGUGGUUAUGACCAGUGCGAGGCAAGGUAGCUUGUUUUGGUGUUUUUCAGUACCAAGUUUAUAAGGGAAUACAUCGAGGAAAUCAUCGGGACUUGUGCAAGUGUUUUGGUAAGAGCUCGUUUCACCUUCGGGCGCAUGUCUACGUUGUGGAGAACACUGUUUAUUCUCCGUGCAAGCGAAUCUUCCUACUGAGUAGUCUGCAAUCACAGCCACUCAACUUUCGUCUGCUGUUCCUCGUAACAUGGCAUAGGCAUCAUGAGUGUGAGCACUAUGAGUACGGGCUCGUUGGAUAUGGUGGUCCCCGAGCCUGCAAUUGUUAAUGAGGGUUGGCUCAACAAGAGAGGCGAACAUAUCAAGAACUGGAGGAAGCGUUACUUUGUUCUUCGUGAGGAUGGAACUUUAAUCGGCUUCAAGACAAAGCCAGAACAUGGCUAUGCCGACCCUCUCAACAACUUCACCGUUAAAGGUUGCCAGCUGAUGAAGUCUGACCGACCAAAGCCGUUCACCUUCAUCAUUCGUGGUCUACAGUGGACCACAGUUAUUGAAAGAAUGUUUUGUGUCGACAGCGAGGAAGAGAGGGAAGAGUGGAUGCAGGCAAUUCAGUAUGUGUCAGACAAGCUACAGGAAGGGGAUUCUGAGCAAGAUGUUGAAAUGGCUGAGCCACGAGAUGAAAUGCGCGACAAGUUCAAUGUCUCCACACGAACAUACACUUCAAGGGGCAAUCGUAUUAGCCUGGACAACUUUGAGUUCCUGAAGGUACUAGGAAAGGGUACAUUUGGCAAGGUCAUACUCUGCAGGGAGAAAGCUACCGGUGCUUUGUAUGCUAUCAAGAUCCUGAAGAAAAAAGUGGUAAUCGAUAAAGAUGAAGUGGCACAUACUCUGACCGAAAACCGUGUCCUUAGAAGCACGAGCCACCCUUUUCUCAUUUCCCUUCGCUACUCUUUCCAAACUGCCGAUCGUCUGUGCUUCGUCAUGGAAUACGUGAAUGGAGGAGAGCUGUUCUUCCACCUCUCUCGAGAACGUGUCUUCUCGGAGGAACGAACCCGCUUCUACGGUGCUGAAAUCCUGCUCGCACUCGAUUAUCUGCACAGCCAGGGCAUCAUCUACAGAGAUCUUAAGCUGGAGAACCUCCUCUUGGACAAGGAUGGCCAUGUCAAGAUUGCAGACUUUGGCCUCUGCAAGGAGGACAUCUCCUUUGGGGCGACUACAAAGACAUUCUGCGGUACGCCGGAGUACCUAGCUCCAGAAGUGCUGGAAGACACGGAUUAUGGUCGUGCUGUUGACUGGUGGGGUCUUGGGGUGGUGAUGUACGAAAUGAUGUGCGGUCGCCUCCCUUUCUAUAACCGGGACCACGACAUCCUGUUUGAGCUUAUCCUCGUGGAGGAAGUGAAGUUUCCGAAAAGCUUGAGCCCGGAGGCACGGGAUCUUCUGGCGGGGCUUCUGGUGAAAGAUCCCAAGAGGCGUUUGGGUGGAGGGGUGGCCGACGCUCAGGACAUUAUGGCACACCCGUUUUUCCGGCCCAUCAACUGGAAAGACUUGGGCGAGAAAAAGGUGACGCCACCUUUCAAGCCCCAGGUAACUUCCGACGUGGACACCCGCUAUUUCGACCAAGAAUUUACUGGUGAAACGGUGGAGCUAACACCACCCGAGGCUGGGCCUCUGAACUCGAUCACAGAAGAAUCGGAGCAGCCCUACUUCCAGCAGUUCUCCUACCACGGUAGUACAGGUACACUAGGGGGCCGAGGAGCAGACCAGGCUGUGGCCUCUUGAGAAUGGCUGCAAUUCAGGAACCAGCAUGUGUGUGAUAGAACAAAGACCUGUGACCCUUGUCGAUGUCUCCUCUAUCGGAUGUGUACUUUGGAAGCUUCAGCAUUUGCUUUGUGAAGGACGUCUUGGUGCCCAUGUCUUGGGAGUGCACACAACUGAUUAUGCAGUCUCACUGCCAUAAGAGGAACAUGCGCAUGACAGUGCUGUGCGGAAAAGUUUCACUGACCGGGUGCUAUGCUCUGCAGCAGUGCUGUGCUGCAGUAUUCUACACGAGUGCUCAGGAUGAUAGUGGGCUGUCCUAGUGGAGUCCUUGUUGCGUUUCUCUUGUUUGUCACAAGCUUAAAACUGCCUCUCUUUUUUUUUCUCGGAGUGCUCGAGUGACUUUCUGUUGAGCCUAUGUGCAUAAUAUCCCUAUUACUUCUCCCUCAGCAUUUGGUAAAUGGCAACUAGGAAGAGCCCGAGAGUUGCGGGAAAAUUGUGGUUCGACCAGUGUUCCUUCUCUGAGAUGUGUACUUGAACCUUUUCAGAUCCAGUCUGAUAGCUUGAGACGCUUGUGCUUGCUGGUGAGCAACAAUCAUGUAAAUACAGGUGACACGAAUAAAUCCUAACAAUCCACAUGGAUGGGUUGUUGUUGCUUUCA